Sesamum indicum (sesame) is the source of this 993-nucleotide messenger RNA. RefSeq names its product protein RER1B. The record is from RefSeq and is a predicted model, not a curated record. Gene Ontology annotation, cellular component: Golgi membrane. NCBI's taxonomy places the organism in Eukaryota, Viridiplantae, Streptophyta, Magnoliopsida, Lamiales, Pedaliaceae. Gene Ontology annotation, biological process: retrograde vesicle-mediated transport, Golgi to endoplasmic reticulum; protein retention in ER lumen.
UUUCAAGACUAAACUAAGAGGAAAGAAUUCAGGUACGAGAACUGUAAAUAACCAAUAGCAGUCUGAUUUCGUUGCUCUCCUGACACUAUACGCCUCUCGCACAAUUAAGUGCGUAUAUAUGAUGAAUUGUUGAGCAGAAUAUACGAUUUUGAAGGGUUUCUGUUAGUUGACUUGGUAUGAAGUUGGUGUGGGAUUUUGGAACUAAUUAUGAUUACUGGUGGAUGUAAAUGGAAGAUGUUGGAAGUGAUGGUGCCUCGCCAGUGUCACCAUUGGCGAAGUGGAGAAAUGAUUUUUCCAGGGCGUUUCAGUAUUAUUUGGAUAGGUCUGCUCCUCAUAUAGCCAAAAGGUGGCUUGGAACACUUGCUGCGGCAGCAAUAUAUGUCUUGCGUGUUUAUUAUGUACAGGGGUUUUAUGUUAUCUCAUAUGGCCUGGGAAUCUAUAUCUUGAAUUUGUUGAUUGGGUUUAUGUCUCCGAAGGUUGAUCCAGAGCUUGAAGUGUUAGAUGGGGCUUCUUUGCCAACUAAAGAAACUGAUGAAUUUAGGCCCUUUGUCCGUCGCCUGCCUGAAUUCAAGUUCUGGUAUGCAACUACAAAGGCUUUCUGUGUUGCCUUCCUCAUGACCUUCUUCUCUAUAUUUGAUGUCCCUGUAUUCUGGCCCAUUUUAUUCUUUUACUGGGUUUUUCUGUUUUUCCUCACUAUGAAGAGGCAGAUUACUCAUAUGAUCAAAUAUAGAUACGUCCCAUUCAACUUUGGGAAGCAGAGGUAUGCUGGGAAGAGGUCUGCUGAAAGUACUAGUGGUUCGUUUAAAGACUGAAUUUGGGGGGACGCAUUAGUAUGUGGAGUUCGUCACAAUGUCAUGAAGUUUUUGAAGUGAACAUGUGACUCAAACGUGUAAUUUGUAUAUAACUUGCUAACAGAAACACAAAAACAAACAUGACUUGUAAUUAUGAUGGCUGGAAGCCGACGGUUUAAUUGAUAGUCGUGUUGGUGUUCUA